UCGAGCAGAUAUGCGUGAUAUGUGGCACUAGCAUUUGGCUAGACGAGGUACGGUAUGGUUCAAAGCCAUGCCCCACCACGGCCGAGGGCUUUGUCCAACACCUACUUGGAGCCCGAGGGAGAUCUUCCAGAAUUUUCUGAACUCGCUACCAGAUCGCGGAAUCCCAAGGGGAGCGCUGCACUGAACAGCCCAGUAUCCAAGCAGGUUUGCAGGUGCGGCACUACGGUGCUUUUCCCAGCACAAGUGAACAGUAGAACCUGCUGGAACUGCGGCACCUUACUUCAGCUGGAAAGUGCUCCGGGUCAAGGUGCGUGGUCAAAAGGGCCUCCACCUUCACCAGCACCCUCGACCAGCUCCACCGCCUCCACUUUGCGACCUCACGAUGGUCACACGACUCACACGAGUCACACGACUCACACGGUGCAACGCCCUGCUGGACUUCCAAAGGAGGUAGACCUUGACCAGCGCUUUGAUGGGCAGGUCGCUGUGAGCAUACCGGUGCCGAGCCCAUGGUCUGGCGCUGCAUUGUGCUUUGUCGCAGGUUUAUUGAUGGCAUCGCUCUUUGUGAAUGCAGCGCUCUACAGUGAGACACAUGGAGGAGCUGGGGCCAUUUGGGAACAAGUCGUGGAGCAGACACGGACUUCACUGGAUUUCAUUCGGGAUGCAGAUGGUGAUGGUGUGCCGGACCAGGAUGACUUUUGCCCUGGCAAACGGCUACGAAAGGGGGAGCGUGCAGUUUGGAUCUCUGGCCGCGCCUCGGACUUCGAUGGCGAUGGAUGCGAGGACGGUGUGGAGGACCAGGAUAGAGACAACGAUGGCGUGGAGGACAGAAUGGACAGGUGUCCUUUCUCACCAAAGCAGUACAACUUUGUGUCGGAUUCUCUCAAUGACUUCGACGGUGAUGGCUGCAAGGACGGUGUCGAGGACCAGGAUGAUGACGGAGACGGCGUUCCCAACGAUGAGGAUGCUUGCAAGAGGACACGCCCCGGUGAGUCCUCCGACGUGAGUGGAUGUUCAAAGGCACAGUACAGGCACAAUGAGAUCGUUCGGGAGCAGGCUCAAUCCGUGAUCCACGAGAGCACCACGCAGCAGCCUCCUGGAUCUGUCGUGUCAGAGUGGGUUUCGACGUUGAGGAGUGCGUGGCUAGAGGUGCUGUUGGGGGCUCUCAUCACCCCCAUCCUGACAUCUGCAAAGGAGCUGUUAGAGUGGCUUCGCGAGCGGAUGGCGGCAGCAUCCAAACCCAGCAACUCUCUUGGCAAAGCCAAUGCUUCCACCAAAGGCAGGGCGCUCAUGUCGUUGCUGAUCCGAACACUGUUGUAUGGCGUCUUCUUCUUCGGCGUCUAUGCUUGGAGGACCUGGCGCUCAGCGCCUGUACAAUAGACUCAAUAAACAGCAAACUAGGCUCAAAGAACAGCUGGAGCAGCUGUAGGGAGCGUCUGAUGGUC
Messenger RNA from Cladocopium goreaui, 1445 nucleotides. NCBI's taxonomy places the organism in Eukaryota, Dinophyceae, Suessiales, Symbiodiniaceae. The record is from the annotation of a GenBank genome assembly.